AUGGAGAAUAUCCCUGUUGAAGUGAUUGGUAAUAUACUAUCUCACAUUAGGUCUGCUCGUAACAAUGUGGUUGCUUCAUCAACUUGCAAGAAAUGGAGACAAGCAUGGCGUUCUCAUUUCCACACUCUUUCAUUCAACUCUUGUGAUUGGCCUGUUUAUCAUGACUUUACCUCUGAUACUUUGGAAAUACUCAUUACUCAAACAAUCUUUCAAACCAAGGCAUUGCGGUGUUUAAUCAUUUCAAUGUCAGAUGUUCAUGAAUUUUCCACUGUACCGGUUAUUGCUUGGCUUAUGUAUACAAGGGAUACCUUGUGCGAAUUGCAUUUUCACGUGAGCGCGCCGCCGAUGUUUAAUAUUACUGAGAAAUGCAGUAGGCAGAAGCUGGAAGGGUUGGCGUUGGGUCGGAACUCUAUCACGCGUGUGGACCCUAGUUAUCAGAAGUUUCCUUGCUUGAAGUCGCUUUCGUUGAGUUUUGUUAGCAUCUUGGAGUUGGAUUUGUGCCUUUUAGUUACCGCUUGUCCGGGGCUUGAAACGUUGUCUAUGGUUAGCCCGGAGAUUUCUAUGUCAGAUUCGCAGGCUUCCAUGGAGAUUAGUAGCUCUUUGAAGGAAUUCUCGGUUGAGUCAUUUGGUUUGGAUAAAUUUGUAAUAGAGGCGGAUUUACUCGAGUGUUUACAUCUUAAAGAUUGUACUUUUGAGGUUUUUGAAUUGAUUGGAAAGGGGUCUAUGAAAGUGUUGAAGGUUGAUGAUGUGCGUGUCAUCCAUCUUGAUAUUGGUGACAAUGCAGAUAGCCUUGAGUUUGUAGACAUAAGCAACUUCACAAUUAUGUGGCCAAAGUUUUACCAUAUGAUCUCAAAAGCAUCAAAGUUACGUAGACUUCGACUGUGGGGCGUUGUUUUUGAAGACGAUGAUGAAGUUGUGGACUUGCAAACGAUUUCUGUUUUCUUUCCUCAACUGAUGUUCUUGUCAUUAAGUUAUGAUUUAAGAGACGGUGUACUUAAUUAUGGCCUACAAGGCUCGUCUCUUCUGACGAAUGUGUCGGUGUUAGAACUUGGAUGGACUUCAAUCAAUGAUCUUUUUGCAGUAUGGGUAGCUGGGCUUUUGGAAAGAUGUCCCAACUUGAAAAAAAUGGUCAUUCAUGGUUUUGUUUCGGAGGUCAAAACACAUGAAGAAUGCAUAAUUUUGGCAAAAUUUACCGAUUUCAUUAUUCAACUUGGAAGAGAAUAUACAGAUGUCAAGAUAGAGUUUGAAUACGAAUAG
This is a messenger RNA of Vicia villosa (hairy vetch), 1257 nucleotides long. RefSeq names its product F-box/LRR-repeat protein At1g67190-like. Gene Ontology annotation, molecular function: protein binding. The record is from RefSeq and is a predicted model, not a curated record. The transcript has a single exon. The coding region runs from base 1 to 1257 and encodes 418 amino acids. NCBI's taxonomy places the organism in Eukaryota, Viridiplantae, Streptophyta, Magnoliopsida, Fabales, Fabaceae.